GAUCCAACUGUGGGGAAGAGUGCCUUAGCCCAGAUGUUCCGCAAUGAUGGGUCUCACUUUCAGAAGAACUACACGCUUACAACGGGCAUAGAACUGUUGGUGAAGGCUGUAUCCAUUCCAGAGACAAGUGAUAGUGUGGAAUUCUUCAUUUUUGACUCUGCAGGAAAAGAUCUAUUUUCUGAAAUGCUGGAGAAACUGUGGGAGCAACCCAACGUCCUGUGCCUUGUGUAUGACGUCACUAAUGAGCAAUCUUUCAACAACUGUGCCAAGUGGCUGGAAAAGCUGAGGGCUCAAGCAGUUGGAGUGCACGUCCCAGGUGUCUUAGUGGGGAAUAAAACAGAUCUGGUUGAUCGAAGAGUUGUAGAACAGAAACAAGCACAGGAGUGGGCUGAAAAACAUGGCCUGGACUACUGUGAGAUGUCAGUGAAGGAGAUGAAAAAUUUUGAGGCCCCUUUCCACAUCCUGGCAAAAUCAUUCCACCAACUGUACAAAGAGAAACUGGAAACUUUUCACUCACUAUCUUGAGGGCCGUGACUGGCAUGACUUACUUUAUCCUCUAAGCUUCUUGUAGUGCCCAGAAUCCUUGCAGGAUGAAAUACAGAGAGAAGAAAAAAGAUGAGCUGUUUGCUUCUUCAUGGUCAUCUUCUGGUAAUUCGAAAUAAACUUAGAAAUAAGCAAGUGGAAAGACA
Apaloderma vittatum (bar-tailed trogon) is the source of this 689-nucleotide messenger RNA. RefSeq names its product intraflagellar transport 27 (gene IFT27). The transcript has 6 exons. Gene Ontology annotation, cellular component: Golgi apparatus. Gene Ontology annotation, molecular function: GTP binding; GTPase activity. The coding region runs from base 34 to 525 and encodes 163 amino acids. Lineage: Eukaryota; Metazoa; Chordata; Aves; Trogoniformes; Trogonidae. The record is from RefSeq and is a predicted model, not a curated record.